Pogona vitticeps (central bearded dragon) is the source of this 3235-nucleotide messenger RNA. NCBI's taxonomy places the organism in Eukaryota, Metazoa, Chordata, Lepidosauria, Squamata, Agamidae. The record is from RefSeq and is a predicted model, not a curated record.
AAACCCGGCCCCGGAUGUCUGAAUUCUCCGUGAGAGCCACCGUCAUUUCUCGCUACGCUUUUACCACCGUCUCUUGCACUUUGGUGAACAGCGGCUCAGAAGCCAGAGAAGGCAUCUUUGAAAUGCAGAUCCCUGUCACAGCCUUUAUUUCCAAUUUUACCAUGGUUAUUGGUGAUCGGGUUUACCAUGGGGAAGUUAUCGGGAAAGACCGGACGCAUGGUGAUAUAGGAAGAAAGCACCGAUACUCACGCCCCACAGAGGACGGGGAGAAUGGAGUGGAGACCUUCAGAGCCUCUGGCAUGAUCCCCCGGAAGGCCGAGGCGGUUUUCCUCCUACACUACGAGGAGCUCUUGCAGAGGCGACUGGGGAUGUAUCAGUACACCGUCAGCAUCCGGCCCCAGCAGCUGGUGGGGAAGCUACGCGUGGAGGUGAACAUCCUUGAGAAUUCGGGGAUCAACUCCCUGGAAGUGCUGCCCCUCCAAAACAGCAGGAGCAAAGGCAACGGGGAGAAGACAGGUGACUCUUCCCCACCGCCAUCAACAGUGAUCGGACAGACAAAAACUUUAGCCAAAGUAACUUUCAGUCCCAGUGUGGUCCAGCAAACCCAGAUUGCAAGGAAUGGCGUUCUCGGAGAUUUUAUUGUCAGAUAUGAUGUCAAUCGAGAACUGAGUGUUGGAGAUGUCCAGGUUUUGAACGGAUAUUUUGUCCACUAUUUUGCGCCCAAAGAUCUCCCUCCGCUACCCAAGAAUGUUGUCUUCGUGCUCGACAGCAGCGCCUCCAUGGUGGGAACAAAACUCAGGCAGACCAAAGAUGCACUGUUCACCAUUCUCCAAGACCUAAGACCUGAGGAUCACUUUAACAUCAUUGGCUUCUCCAACCGGAUCAAGGUUUGGCAACAAGACCAGCUCGUGCCGGUGACUCCAAACAACAUCAGAGAUGCAAAGAUCUACAUCCACAACAUGUCACCCACUGGAGGCACAAACAUUAAUGGGGCGCUCCAGAUCAGUACCAGGAUCCUCAAUGACUACAUCGCCCAGAACGACAUUGAAGAGCGAAGCGUCUCCCUGAUCAUCUUCUUGACCGAUGGGCGGCCCACGGUUGGGGAGACAGAGCCGGCCAAGAUAAUCAACAACACCAAGGAUGCCAUCCGGAACAAGUUCUGUCUUUUCACCAUUGGCACCGGCAAUGAUGUGGACUACCAGCUUUUGGAGAGGCUGGCGCUGGAGAACUGUGGCAUGACGAGGCGCAUACGGGAGGACGAGGAUGCAGCAGCGCAACUGAAAGGGUUCUACGACGAGAUCAGCACACCUCUUCUGUCCGACAUCCGGGUGGACUACCCUCCAGAGAGUGUGGACAAAGUCACCCGGAAUCUCUUUCCCAACUAUUUCAACGGAUCUGAAAUUGUCAUCGCCGGGAAACUCUUCAACCAGACCACCGACCGCUUACAUGUAGAAGUGACGGCCAGCAACAGCAACAAGUAUGUCCUCCUCAAAACGGACGUGGCCAUUGAUCUCACCACCAAGAACCAUCUCGGAAGAGCUUCCAGCAUUGAAGACCCAACCGAGGGCCAGAACUACGUGGAGAGGACGUGGAGCUACCUCACCAUCAAGGAGCUGUUGACUUCCUGGCUGAAGAGCGACGAUGGGGAAGAGAAAGAAUCUCUGAGGGAGAAAGCAAAGAAUUUGGCCCUCAUGUACAACUUUGUCACCCCCUUCACCACCCUGAAGAUGAAGGAGCUUGCCCUUCAGGCAGAGCUCCCCAAGGAGGUCUACAUCGGCCCAUCGGUGGGUGGAGUUGGAGAGAUCGUACAGGGGUUACAAGGUCACUGGGCACCUGCAGGUUCAAUUCUAGAAAUACCAAAGAAGCAAGGGAUGAAUGUGACCAAAACAUCUGAGUGUAUCUCUCAACAUAUUUCUCAUGAGAGACACCAAAUCUUUUUGUUUUACUCUCCUUUCCUUGUGUCUUUAGGUGUGACUGUGAACGGCCAACUCAUAGGCGCUCCGGCCCCCCGCCACGGACACAAGAAACAGAGGACCUACUUCCGCAGCAUCACCAUCCUCAAUAACCAACCGGAGAGGUCCUACCUGGAGGUCACGCCCACAAAGGUCAUCUUGGAUGACGGGAAGAGGCUUGUCCUGCCUUGUGCCCGCAGUGCCACGGUGGCAAGCAAGAACCUCGAGGUCUCUAUCUUUGCCCUCUCCAAUGUCACCGUGGUCCUGCGGGGCACCAUCGGGUUUGUGAUUCUGAUCCACCACUAUAAGAACCCUGCCCCUUACCAGAAGGACCAUCUGGGGUUCUACAUCUCUAACAGCCAAGGCCUUUCUGCAAACUCUCACGGGCUGAUAGGUCAGUUCUUACACCAAGACGUCCAGCUGAUCCAGGAGUCCCUGGAACCAACUCAUCAUGCCGCCAGUAGGGACCAAACCAAGGGCAUGAACUUAAACCCUGGGGCAACCUUAAAGCUGAAAGGGCGUUCCGUCCCUGUGGUGUGGAAGCAAAGGAAGAUCUACAACGGGGAGCAGGAAGUGGACUGCUGGUUUGCCAGGAACAACGCAGAGAAGCUGAUAGAUGGACACUACAAGGAUUACCUGGCCUCACACCCUUUCGACACAGGGACUAGCUGUUCAAUGGAGGACAGACUCUGAGGAAAGACAAUCCCAACUGCUUUUCAACAUGGACAAGACCAUCCAAGAAGACUCUUGAGCACUUUCCUAGGCCAAAGCAACCAAGUUUCUCCAACUUCUUUUGGAAAGCAGUUCUGUUCGCACAACGGCCGACGGCCCUCGGGUUGAUUUAAAACACUUUCUCCCCCAGGAACUCUUAAUAAGCUUUGUCUGACGGGAGAGAUUCGAGAAAUAGCCAGACAGAGACAUAUGAAGAGGGCUCUCACUGCCCAUAAUGUAGGGAAUGUGGGUAGAUGACAAGGCUCAAAAGAUUCAUAUUUCCGCCUUGUGGGAUUUUGGUGCUGUGUCUUAUUUGUAUAUGUGGGGAUUGGGCAAGGGUUUCGAGUUUGGAAAUGACGAGGCAAAACCCAGUGAAAAUAAAGCUCUUUUAAUAAAUCCUGUUGAUUUCCGCUGGUGAAUGUGAAGCCCAUGGUUUAGCCUCUACCUUGAGGCCGAUGGGAUUGAGGUGUGACUACGUGGUAGUUUACUCCAUGGUUUGUGUCAAAGUUGGCAUGGGGUAAAUUCAAUGUGUUUUCAGUCAACGACAUGAUGUACAGCUAAUUGCAAGUAAA